GUCCUGCAAGUCAAUUAGUUAGCGUCUUUACCGCAAGGACGAAAGAAGUCCCAAACGAAACAUUCAAGGGACGUAAGUGGUUGUCCUCGUCGCGUUAGCAAUUAUCUUUCCCUGUAUUUAUUGUUCUCUUGUGUAAUUAAAAAAGAAAAAAAAAAUCACGGGUGAUAUUUGGAAGUCGCUCAGAACAAGAACAAAAAUUGUGCAGCGUCAUUGCAUUGAUUGUCGUAAAACAUGAACCACUUUCCGACCUAUUCUGAAGACAACAUAAACAUCCACCAGGACCUUGCUGCUUAAACAUUUUAGGGAGGACUUCUGGAUUAACGGAGUAGCGCUCCAGCGCCCUGAGCUGCAAAAGGUCUUGCAUUGCUCAGGAAAGAUUUCAAAUUCCCGCUAUCCUGGACCCAUAGGUCAAGGCAUUACAUGCACUAUUACUAGUUAGGCGGAACUCCUCUUUGGCAGAUGAUCAUGGCGUCUCAAUGCUGGAGAACUGCAAAGUCAUGCCAGUCUACCGAGACAUCUGCAUCGGGCUCAAAGAGAACCUGCCAGGCCUGGUUCCGCUGCGAAUCAGCCGGGGAUUACGUUAUCAGGUGGCGAUGCCAUUCCGCGGAGGAUGGUUCCAGCGCCCUCAACGAAACGAUCUCGUCCCUAGAGCUGUGCAGUGAAGGCCAACAGGUCAAGGACUGCCCACCCCCAGUCGUCUGCGCUAACGACCCGUACGAUGAAGACCUGCAUAUUACUAACGAUCUUUCUAAUGACCUAAUUUUGGCCAUUGCCUUGGCCUCGUUUGCUGUGCUGGCCAUCAUAUUGAUCAUGGCCUCUACCUACAAGUAUUGUGCCAUUAGAAAGAGACGACACAGGCGCCCUCUACACCCUCGUCAGCUGCUCAUUCGGGACUUUCCUUAUCCAGUUCGAUAUCACAAUAUGUGGGGAGCUAACUCACAUUUCUACGAUGUGCUGAACAAAAAGACAAGUUCUCCGGCUUACCCUUCCCCUUUUCAAGAUGUAUAUUUUUCAAGACCCUACGAAAAUUCCAGAAAGUUCGAGCAUCUAUUAUCCACGCCUGACGAUUCACUGGAAGACUUUCCCCUCUCCAAGUUUCGCCACGAUCCGACCCCACGCUCCGGAGGCAAGCACAAAACAGACCCUUCCGUUGUGACAGGGAGUUUCGUUUUCCAUCAGCCCGGGAGUGCUGGCGUUGUCAGCAGCCAUCCCGCGAAGGAAUGGUCAGACGGGAAGUCGUAUUCCACUAAGAAGGACAUCAAGGAAAACAGGGGCGAGGAGAGCUCAGAGUGCUAUCACAUCUACCGCGGGAACCUCAGCCGGUUUCAUCACCAAGACAGCGCUAACUUCCUCGUUCAGCAGAGGCACUACGGGAAGAAAGACCCACAGCAGCUUCCAGACAUCAGUGCAGAGUUUCUGCCCUUUCCGCGGUUGUCCUCUAUCUCCAUUCCCAGCUAUGGCUUGCACCAGGGAAAGUCUAGUCGCAAUAAGGACAAAGUCUCACGAGACCAGCAGAUGAGAGAGGAGAAGACUGAGAGAUUACCUAGCAACAGUUUCGACUCUGGUAGCAGCCGAGAUUCCUGUGGAUCUAUUUCGCCCUAUGCCACAGGACAUCUCGAUCACCACAGCCCUAAAUCCCAUGUCAGGGAUAACAGAAAGUCCCGGCGAGGCUCCCCACACAGCAACAGCCCAGACGUCAUCAGCGGCCAUAAUUUUACCAACGCCUUUGUCCGGGUCGGCCUGAAUGUCUACAAGGCCCUGCAGACCAGGGGUGACAGCGAGGGGAUCAUCUCCAGCAGGGACUUUCACGCCAGCGAGCCAAGUCACAAGAAGAGCAGCAAGAAGGGCCGCCACCACACCCACAACAAUGCAGAGCUCAGCUACGACAGCUUUAGGAAUGAGCAUUUGCGCGAGCUGGCCACGAAAGGGGCGGCGUCUAGCAGCACGCUAGAGGCGGGGUUUAGGCAUAAGACUCAUGAGAUUGACACGCCAACACAUUCACGAUACUGAUGUAGAUUUCGAUUUUAGCUUGAAUGAAACCGAUCUGGGUUGAAACGCGUUUCCCUCAUUUGCCAACAUCCAUGACACGUCAUAACAUAAAGAUUUAUAAGAUGGCCUUCAAUGUUUUGUUGUCGAAACGAAAAAAAAAAAGAUAUGUGAUGAGCCCCCCC
Molecule: messenger RNA, 2171 nt
Organism: Biomphalaria glabrata
Lineage: Eukaryota; Metazoa; Mollusca; Gastropoda; Planorbidae
Exons: 5
Coding region: 460-2010 (516 amino acids)
Source: RefSeq, a predicted model, not a curated record